AUGCCGGCGUGCUUCGACGCGCUGUGGGAGUUUUGUGUGGCCGGACAGGGCAACGGCAAGCCGGAGGAUGUUUUCGACAAGAUUGGCCUUCGUCUGGUGGGCCCGUUUGAUGUGUUGGCGGGAAAGUUCAAAGAUGUGAAGAUUCACGAACCGGGCGAUUAUCUGCGCCAUUGGCGAUUCUACUUCGAUCCUCCCGAGUUCCAGACGGUUCUGGUGAAGAAGGGUAGCGGCCUGCACUACGGCUACUGGCGUGAUGAGCCCGACAACACCGAUGGACUGGUGGCGUGUAACGACGUCGGCAUGGGAUGCGGGUUUAAAAUCAUUGGCCAGAACGUGUUCGAUGCCGUCAUCCAUUUCAUGAACGAAAAUGCCACCGUUACUCCGUUCAAUAAAGCGCCAAUCGAUAACCUAAAAAAGCGCAUCGUAGAGUGGACGACCGCGAAAGGCAUUCCGUUGCAGGGUGGCGACAAAAUAAAGGCUCGCGACAAACUGGUCGUGUGCAAAACGUUUCACAAGGCCGGGUUAGUGGCACUGAUGAUGUUAUCGCGAUUAACUAGUUCCUAUCUGAUUUCCCCGUGGGUCUCACCCGCUAGCCUGUAA
This is a messenger RNA of Anopheles cruzii, 600 nucleotides long. RefSeq names its product histone PARylation factor 1-like. The transcript is spliced from 2 exons. Gene Ontology annotation, biological process: regulation of protein ADP-ribosylation; DNA damage response. Gene Ontology annotation, cellular component: nucleus. NCBI's taxonomy places the organism in Eukaryota, Metazoa, Arthropoda, Insecta, Diptera, Culicidae. The coding region runs from base 1 to 600 and encodes 199 amino acids. The record is from RefSeq and is a predicted model, not a curated record. Gene Ontology annotation, molecular function: poly-ADP-D-ribose binding; histone binding.